This is a messenger RNA of Paraglomus brasilianum, 930 nucleotides long. NCBI's taxonomy places the organism in Eukaryota, Fungi, Glomeromycota, Glomeromycetes, Paraglomerales, Paraglomeraceae. The record is from the annotation of a GenBank genome assembly.
AUGGAGCCCGGGAAUUCAGUAAGCUCGUUUAUAAUAACUGCCGCUCAAGAAUUUGAGAAAUGUUCAGAGCUAGCGAAAACUCAGAGCCUUAUAGAGAGUACAACUAAAGAAGUUGAAGUCAAUAGAGUCUUAUUUUGUAAAGCUGUCAUGAAUUCUUUGUUUGAGAGCAAAAGUAUAGUUGAAGAAAGUUCAAAGAUGUUCGCGGACGUUGAACGCCUUGGACCAGUAUCGACUGAUAUUGCGCAAUAUAAGAAUGCGGUGGAAGCACUUUUGAAUUAUGUGAGACACAACGAAAAUGUUGCCAACGAUCUUGAAACUUCAUUCGGGAGGAUAUCUGAUGGUUUGAAGAGCUGUUCGAAUAAUGUAAAGGAACAAUUGGAUAUGUUGAACAGUAAAAAGGAAGAACUAGAGAAUCUGCAUCAACACAAAGAAGAUUCAGCUAAAAAGAAGUCAUCUGGGACAUGGUUCGCUGGAGGGGGUGGAGUUUCUCUAGCUACGUCAGUCGUUGGUGCUAUUUUGUUGCCUGAAGUAGCAGUUGUCGCAGUAAUUGCUGCAGGUGUGAGCGCUGUUGCGGGAGCUUACGGCACCAAGACUCGUCAUGACGCGUCUGCGCGUUUGGAGCAGCUUACAAAGGAAAUUCGAGAGUUGGACAUUCAAAUAUCCAGCGAGAAUACUGUUAAAAACUUACACGAGGCUUUGAAAAAUGCUACAAUAGGAGUUGGCCAAGCAAAAGCUUAUUGGCAAAAGCGUGCAGUUGAUAUUGAAGGAUUUCUUAAAAAGCUUGCCAACUAUGAACGGCGAGGACAGCAUCUCAGCGAACUGGAAGCAGAGGCUUUCAAGAAAAAAUGGUUAGACUAUAAAAAGGAGUGCGAAAAAUACGUAGAGCAACUCUGGAAACACGUCAGAGAACAUUUCACAAUAACGUUUUGA